Molecule: messenger RNA, 1650 nt
Organism: Micromonas commoda
Lineage: Eukaryota; Viridiplantae; Chlorophyta; Mamiellophyceae; Mamiellales; Mamiellaceae
Exons: 1
Coding region: 1-1650 (549 amino acids)
Source: RefSeq, a predicted model, not a curated record
AUGGCGGUGGAUAGGGCGCGCGUAUCGGCCAACAUGGCCAAGUGGCGGAAGGCGGCGAGGAUGGUCGGGCGGACCGCCGCGGGGUUGGACGUCUGGCAGAGGAACGCCCGGGAGCGCCUCCGUCUGCGACGGGAGGCGCUCCUGAAACCCCCCGCGAGGCGGACCGAGGCGGACGUCGUGCUCCUCGAGACGGUGCUGUCGCGGGUCAAGUUCGUCCGCGAGCUGACGAUGAAGACGAGGAUGGACCUGUGCAAGCUGACGGGGUACGCGAGCUAUGGAGCCGGGGAGACGCUGUUCCGUCAAGGAGAUGCGGGCGAAUUCUUCUACGUCGUGCUGUCGGGGAGCGUGGACGUUUUCAUCAGGGACCCGGGCGGGCGGGAGCACCUGGUGGCGACGCUGUUCAACGGAGACUCGUUCGGGGAGCUCGCGCUGAUGCAGGAGGGCAACACGCGCGGCGCCACCAUCGUCGCCAAGGACGAUUGCGAGUUUCUCACCCUCGGCCGCGAGGACUACGGCGCGAUCCUCCGCACGCAGAGCGAGAAGUCCAUCUCGGAGAAGGUGGCGCACCUGCGCGCCACGCCGAUGUUUCGACACGUCGAGCACGACACCGUGCAGUCGAUGGCCUACGUCCUCUCCGCGAGGACGUACCCGAGGAACGCGUUGGUGUUCAAACAGGGCGAGGAGGUCGAGGACGUGUACUUCAUCGCCGAGGGCGCCGCGCGACUGGUCCGCGAGAUCGAGAACCGGGAGACUUUACGACGCGCGGGGGUGACGCGUCGUGGACCGGGGUGCGUGUUCGGGAAGCCCGUUCGGGGGAUGGGGGGCGCGUGGGACGAGCCACCGACGCCGCCGGGUCUGGCGAACGAGUGGCUGGACGCGAACGAGGAAGGCGAGGACCGGUUCGCUCCGGAUGCGGCUCGGGAAUCAAUCGACGACGCGACUCCCCUUCCCGGGGGCUCGAGGAGGACGUCCGCGACCGUCGGCGCCAACGAGCUCGCGGCGGCGAGCGUGGCGAUGGCUGACGUGUCGUUCGGGGACAGCAGCGACGACGAGGAUGGCGAUUUCGACGACGGCGCGUCCGCGACGUCGAGAUCGUCGCGGCUCUCGAGGGAGAGCAGGAUGACGGACAUGGAGAGCAGGUUCCGCGGAUCUUUCGCCGCGGCGCUCUCCCUAGGCGGCGGCGGCGGCGGCGGCGGUGGCGGCGGCGGUGGGGGUGGUGGCGGCGGCGGUAGGGGCGGGGGCGGGGCGUCGUCCAUCAAACCCCGGCCGAGGUCGCCGUCGUUUGCUCCGUCGGAGAAGGCGGCUCGCGAGGGACUCGGUCGGCUGUUCCUCGAGGUGGGAUCGCUCGCGAAAGGGGACGUCUUCGGGGACACCGUGCUGACGCGCCGGUUCGCGCAGCCCGCGAGCGUGAUAACCACGGCGCCGACGAGGGUGUACGUGAUGAACAAGUGGGACGUGUUGCGACGGGCGGACGCGGGAACGGUGGAGAAGUUUCGGCGCGGGGGAGCCAAGACGCUGAGGGCGUGCUCGGUGGACGACGAGGCGCUCCUCGAGGAGUUUCGGGUGGGACAGGAGUGGGGUCGGUACCGGACGUCGAUGGUGGAGCGAACCGUCGAGGUGCAUAAGGGUCUCAAGGCGCUACGGAGGUGA